Messenger RNA from Macrosteles quadrilineatus (aster leafhopper), 3513 nucleotides. Its product is annotated as cerebellar degeneration-related protein 2-like. NCBI's taxonomy places the organism in Eukaryota, Metazoa, Arthropoda, Insecta, Hemiptera, Cicadellidae. The transcript is spliced from 8 exons. Bases 439 to 2586 code for a protein of 715 amino acids. The record is from RefSeq and is a predicted model, not a curated record.
UCGGAAGGACCUUGCUUGCUUCUUGCUCGCCUCUUGAGCCCACUAUUUCCUGCCCUUCGCUCGGAUAAGAUUUCAGUCGAGUCAAGUAUCGUGUCCGUGUCGCCCUCGGUAAAGUGACUUUUGUUUAUAAGAGUUUAUAGUGUGUGCAUUGGUGAUUUAAUCGUAAACAGUAUAUAUUUUACCACAAUUUUCUUUUAUUAGGGCACAUUUUGUAUGGAGUGCUAAAAGUUCAUGUUAGAGGAACGUGUACCAAGCUUGUUAACCACUCUUCUCAACAAUGCGUAAACAUAUGGCCAUUAUCAGCUGAUUGGCCAGCUGAUCUGUAAAGCCACUGAGGCGCGCUGCGGUGGUGUUGGAGUAUGAAAGCGUGGUGCAUCACUAGUGACUAGCGGUGGGCGUGUAGUGAUCUAGUGACAGUGACAGUGAUAUAGUGAUACGAUGGGACUGCAUCAUAACCACAUUGACGUCGAGGCAGCAAUGCAGUACGUCAGUGAUCUGGAGGAGGCCAAUUAUCUAUUUAAAGAUUUACAACUAGCAGCAGAGUUGGGGAAAACUCUUCUUGAAAGAAACAAGGAACUUGAGACUGCUCUGAAACAGCAUCAGAAUGUCAUUGAGGAGCAAACCCAGGAAAUUGAGUACCUGACCAAGCAGACGGCAGCGCUGAGGGAGGUUAACGACUCUAGACUCAGGAUUUACGAGCAGCUCGAAGUCAGCAUCCAGGAGCUGGAGCACACCAAUCAGAAACUCUCUGUUGACAACAUAUCAGACAAGAAACUCAUUAAGACUUUAACUUCACAAAUAGAAUCACUUGAACUAAGAUGCGAGGAUCUACAGAAGUCAGUGGACGAGAUGGCAGUAGCACAGGAGAGUGCCCGACGGAGACAGCGCAGGUCUAUCUGUACCCCGGACACACCAGUCCCCGCCACCACCCCCGCACUGCCACUCCCCGCCGCACCCGCCCCCGCCCCCGCUGAUGACGAGGAGCUGCUGCAGUUGCUACAGCAGGUACAGGAGCUACGCAGUCAGCGGGCGCGGGACCAGCGGAGAGUGGCUGACCUGGAGGAUCAGAUGACUCAACUGAUACAGGAGAAUGCUUGUCUGGAGGAGAGGGUGGCAGUGCUGCAUCAGAAGGAGGAGGAGAUGCAAUCUUUACAAGAGGAACUCUCCACAUUAGAGGAGAUCAGGCAAGGACACCUCUGUCGCCGCUGCCUGAGAGGCCAGGAUGCUGGGACUCUGACGGCUGAUGAAGAUGAUGAUGACAUCAGUGUAAUUGACUCACUUGUUGAUGAGAGCCAACGCAAGUCCGUCCUGAUGCAGCUGCAGGAGUCGCUGGGAGACAGUUGCCAUGGAGAUAACCCCUAUCGAGAUCUGGUGGAGAAAUACGAAGCACUGCUAAAGGUUCAAAGACAUCCAGGAGUGAUCAGACCCCCGCAGACUGUGUCUAGCAACAACUGCCUGUCCCUGCAAGAGGAGCUGCAACUGUCUGGGGACUUCUUCCAGAAGGAGGAGAUUGAUAGCGAGGGAGAGACACGUGAACUACCAAAGAAAGAUCCUGUCAAAAUUACACCAAAUGGAAAAGCCUUCUCGGCAACCCCAACAGACUUCUCUGAAGCAGAAACAUCUUCCUCAGGAUUUUCAGAUGAAACGAGCAACAAAGGAACACAGACUGAUGCUCAUUUCCCCCCGGGUUCGUUCCUCUGUACCAUCAGUGAUGGAGAUGACUGUAGGUUCAGCAUAUAUGAUGAUGCCAGUCCAGUCGAGAGUAGGUUUAGAAAGACUCCGGAAUACCGUCAGUUGUUUAGGGAAAUAUUUGCUGUCUUGAAAAGAGCUGCAGAAGCUAAAGACGAAGGUGAGAAAUUACCAUUGCUGGACGAUUUCACUCCUGUUGCCGAAGAAGCGCCUAAAGUUCCUCCUGUAACACCAGCAAAAGAAGAUUUCCCCUCUAGGAUUCCUGACCCAGAAGAAGAAAUGUCUCAGUUCACGGAAGACCAGUCUGAUAUAGUUAGUCUUGAUCCUCCCGAGUCUGUAAGCUCUUCUUUCGCAGCCGGCUCUGAUCUUCCUUGCGGAUCAACACCCAAAGUCAACAGAAAUGAUGCACCUCUUCCCUGUGAUGAAAGUGCUAUAAUUCAGUCCCCUGAACAAGGCCCAUCUUCAUCGACUGAAGAAAGGAAAAAGCCCACUAGAGAUUAUAUGGAAUGCUUAUCAUCUGGUGUCGGUCCCAAGAAGAAGUCAUCAAAGAAGAAAUCUGUCAUUACUGUUGAAUCAGCCCAAGUACUAGGAAUCACAGCAAAAAUUGUCCAUUCCAGCAAAGUUACCAGAAGAAAGAAGGAAGUAAGGAUGAAUGAAAGUGUAAAUAAAACGGCAGAUAGAGUUACUUGGUGUGUCAGCGACAAUGAUGUAGUAAAUAGAGUGAACAGCGAAAAAAGUGAAACACAGAGGCACAGUUCUGCUUGGGACAGCCAUUUUACCAAGGCUGCUACACAGGUUGCGACCUUGAAACUGCUGGAUAAGUCAUAUGCGGAAGUAUUGCGUCAAUCUGGCCGAAAGAAGUCCCACUCCCGGGGACAUAACUCUCACAGAAAUUAGGUUUAAGGAAUUCAAAUCAUUCCUUGUGUGAUUUUAAUGACAAUAUUAUUGAUUUUACUAAAAAUUGAAAUUAAGUUUCACAAAAUAAUAGAAUUGACAAAGAAAUAAGACUUGAAUAAUAUGACCUCAAAAAGAAAAUUUUUGGAUGACAAUGUUAAAGGCAUUUCAUCAAGCUCUACUUAAAAAAAUUAAAAACUAUCUUUUAAUGCAAUUUAUAAUUUUUUAUCCCAUUAAUUACAAACAACGAGUUGGUAAUUAGUGUUAAAACCAUAAAAAAGCAAAUUUAAUUAAUGAUUACCUAAAGUUAUCUAAGGUAAAAAUAUGAUAAGCUUAUUAAUUUACUUAUUAUAUUUUAUAUACCUUGUCCUUAAUAUAUGUUAUAAAAGUACUCCUAAGUCUUAUGAAAAAUACAGUUAUAUCUUUAAAGCUUAUUGUAAAAUACUCCAUAAAUUAUUGAUAAAAAGCUAUAAAUGAUAAAUGAAUGUAUCUUGCAUACCGUAUUGUCAUAAAUAAUUGUUAAAUCUCUCUUUCAAUAUCAUUCUUUUUUUACACACUGUGUGUACAUUCAUUGCAUAUUUAUUUACUUAGUAAUACGAUAAGUUUUUUUUAAACUUAGUUGCAUAAUGAUAGUAUUUUGAAAGGCAGACGCUGAUCAUGCCAGACUGCCUAAUGUGCCAUCAUUGUAUAAGGUUUGUAACUAGUGUAUAUUCUUCAUCGGUUGUCAUAGGUUCUUUUAUUUUCUAAAGCACAUCGAUUGUCUAUUAGAAAGGCAUCGGACCAAUCUUCUGGUAUAGUAGUUUUACCUUUAUACCCUUAGCAGUGUUGUAUUAUAUUUUAUAACUUAUGUUUUAGUUUUUGUGAUAUUUUCUGUAUAUUAUUUUAUUUCCCAUUCUGUUGUGAAUAAAUUGGAUGUAGAUUAUUUCAUAA